This is a messenger RNA of Penicillium crustosum, 1254 nucleotides long. Its product is annotated as Gfo/Idh/MocA family protein. The transcript has a single exon. Gene Ontology annotation, cellular component: cytoplasm. NCBI's taxonomy places the organism in Eukaryota, Fungi, Ascomycota, Eurotiomycetes, Eurotiales, Aspergillaceae. Gene Ontology annotation, biological process: NADPH regeneration. The record is from RefSeq and is a predicted model, not a curated record. Bases 1 to 1254 code for a protein of 417 amino acids. Gene Ontology annotation, molecular function: nucleotide binding; oxidoreductase activity.
AUGCCAACCCCUGUCCUCCGCCUCGGGAUCCUAGGUGCCACAAACGCUGUCCAAGCCACCUACCUCCCGGUCCUCCGUUCUCUCAAUACACACUACACUCUCACAGCUAUCUACGACCCCAACCCCGAAAUCGCAAAACAAUGCCAAGCCCGCUUCGACAUUACACACAGUGCAACAGUCGUGGAAGAUGUUCUACUCCAUAAAGAAGUGGACGUUAUCCUCAAUCUACUCCCAAUAGAGUACCACGAGCAAUACACCGUGACAGCCCUCGAAGCCGGCAAGGAUGUAAUGGUCGAAGUCCCCCUCACAAUGAGCAUCUCAAGCCUGCGCCGCAUCCGCGGAGCAAUCAAAAAAGGCAAAGCCUCCCGAUCCCUCGAUGGCAUCAACGGAACAGACGGACCAAAGGUAUGCGUCGGAUGUGCUCGCCGCUACGCGCCCUGCUUCACGGAAGUUUUCAAGAAAGAACUUGCUGCCCUGGGCCGCGUGUACUACGCGCGCUGUCGAAAUAUCGCCGGCCCAAUGAAUAUAGACAACAGCGUCGCGUCCGCAUCGAAAGACAUCAUACCGACAAUGAAGAGCAACAAUAACCCAGAGCAAUUCCGCGCGCUACUGGAAGACGUCUUCGGCUUGGAGGAAGACCUCACCCCGGACAGAGUCGCGUUCUGUCGCUACCUCGGUAUGAUGGGGUGCCAUGAUCUAUCGGUGAUGCGCGAGUCGUUGGGAUUCCCGGAUGCUGUUUCCAACGUCGCUAUCACGGACCCGUUUUACUCUGCUAUUUUCCACUAUACAAAUUCCGCUGAGAAUGACGGCCACCCGUUCACGCUCCUCUAUGAGGCUGGUGUUGAUGCUGUGCCUCGCUGCGACGCCCAUUUGACUGUCUAUGGCGCACACAAGACUCUCAGCGUGGAGUAUGACUUCCCACGUCCGGGCGAGAAGAUCAGCACUGGUACCUAUGUGCGGGUUGUCGUUGAGGAAGCGGAUGAGACGAUGGAGAUGGAUCAGGUUAAUGGAAAUCAGAUCAACGAGACUAAGAAUGCUGCUGUUCCUGGUCCUCGUGUGAAGCGGACGGAGACCGUUAGUACCUGUAACGAGGCGUAUGAGCGUGAAUUCUUGGCUCUGCAUUCUUAUCUGGUUGGUGGUGCUUUGGCGGCGAAAACGACUGCCGACGACGCUUUCAUGGAUCUGCGGCUGCUGCUUAUGAUCUUUGACCACUAUAACCGCCAGUGUGGUACCAUUCGGACUCCGCUGGGUUGA